This is a messenger RNA of Bradysia coprophila, 1544 nucleotides long. RefSeq lists its product as uncharacterized. NCBI's taxonomy places the organism in Eukaryota, Metazoa, Arthropoda, Insecta, Diptera, Sciaridae. The record is from RefSeq and is a predicted model, not a curated record.
GAUUUCUGUGGCUUUCAAGUUCGUUUUCAAUAGAUGAUCGAUAAAGUAAAAACCUAUCGUCAUCAGUCUAGCGAAUACUGAACCAAAAUGGUGAUACUGAUUUUGAUUUCUUUGCAAGCUAUAAUUGCAAUUACCGCUGGAAAUGGCUUCCAAUACAUCGGGUCGUUCAGAUCAAGAAUGAGUGUUCAAGGAAGAAGUACGCAGCUGUUUGACGAAAGUAAUUAUUACAUUAGUCAGAAUUGGGGUGCCUGCAAUACUGCACAGAAAGAUUGUAAAAACCUACUAAACGCUAAUUUACUCGCUGUGGAAACGGAGGAAGAAUGGAAAUAUGUCAGGGAAAUGUUGAAGAAUUAUGGAUUUGCAACGGCCUAUUGGACCAGUGGAGAGUAUGCUCGAACUGAUUGGCGAUGGUCGGCGAAUGAUAUUGCAUUGGCACCAUUUGCACCAUGGGAAAGUGGGCAUCCGAAGAAAGCAAACCCCCUUUUGAGUGUGUUAAUCAAUUAUAGAAAUCGUUACGAUGCUACUUGGAGUACCGUUCCAAAUACACAGCUGCAUCGAUAUAUUUGCGAGGAAAAGUUACAAGCUCCAUCGGCGCCUUCACCCGCUCCUUCAUCCGCGACCUCACCCGCUCCUCCGUACACACUUCUGUCCACGCCUUCGCACGCAUAUCCGUUCCCGGUCUCGUCCGCGAUUCCGUUCACCGUUAAACAGGUGCCUCCAAUAUUAACCUCCUGUUAUCAAACCAGUGACCUAGUAAUUGUACUCGAUGUGAUGUUUCCCGAUAUAUUUCGCUGGAGUUAUUAUUUCGAAAGAGCAAAAGAACUAGCAGACCGACUGGCCAGCACAUUCACCACUCACAGUGAGAAUCGAAUUUCUUUUGUAACUUAUUCUCAUUAUGCAGCCACUCGCAUCGACAUGACAAAUUCGUUAAGUCCAGUUGAAGUAAGUUCGAAAAUUUUGACGACUGAUGUCGAAGCUGGUAACAGCUGUAAUAUCCUAUCGGGAAUUCAGUUGGCAACAGAACAAUUACUCUCGAACUAUCGAGGAGUUACAAUGAAUAUGGUAAUAUUUACCGGUUUCCAAUCCGACUCACCGUAUGAGACUACUGCUAUGGCAAAAGAAGCUAUCGACUCGGGCAUCCGGACAUUUUCCGUUGGCAUAACGCCCCACAUCAAUGACCACGAACUGCGUGAGAUGGCUGGAUUUAAUACUAGCCGAAUAUUUACAACAGCGGAUUACGAUGAUGUGAACUAUUGGUGGGCGCUACUUAGUAAUGUAGUAUGCAGGUCAUAAGGAAUUCACAUGUUUAGUGCGCCGAGGAAUUUGAAUUUCUGUUACUUUAUUAAACGCGCCAUGGCUACAGAUUCAUCAACAUUGCCAACAUAAAAAAUUUAUUAUUUUUUAUUUAACAAGUGAACAGUGACUGUUGGCAUUAUUGAAACGUGUUGUGUCAAGUGGGUCCGUUUAAUGAAAAGUUACAAUAGUUCAAAUUAUUUGGCGCACUAAACACGUCAAUUCACAUUAAUUCAUUAAAAUGUGAUAGA